GCACAGAGUACAGCGCAUCCUCUACGCGAUACACUUCAACUGGAUUACACGACAAUAGGCUCCCGACGACUUCGAUGAUAACGUCCAAUGCAGUAAGCCGAUGCAAGAGGGCCCGGAAGCAGCCCUUUGAGAUCAGUCGGUAGAAGACGAGCAUCAGCUUAUGCAACGAUGCUCCCCAGGACGGUUUACAGCUGUGGCAAACGGCACUUUUACAGCUUGGCUGAGGCCGGACCAUCGAGGUGGCAUGCCACAUGCCGAACGGCGCCAUCACGAACUUUUCUCCGCCCAUUCACUGGAUCAGCCUUACUCAGACGUGACGAACCCGCCAAGAGGUCAAUUGAAGCUGCCAAGGUCGCAGAAAGUCCUCCAAGCCGGUCCGAAAGCGCAGAGGUCACGAAGCCAGAGACCCUACAGAAUGCCGUCACACCCAAGGAUGCCCAGGAACCGGCCAACAAGAAGGAUGCCACUCUGUUGUCGGAAAAGGUUGUGUCCAACAAGGAGCAACGGAAAGUUGACCUUGCCAUCAUGAGGGAGAUGGUCAGGUAUCUGUGGCCAAGAGGGGAUUGGGGCACCAAGGUACGAGUAGGUGCGGCGUUGGGACUGCUUGUGUCGGCCAAAAUCUUGAACGUCAACGUGCCAUUUUACUUCAAGAACAUUGUCGACUCGAUGAAUAUUGAUUUUCUGGCUGUUGGCGGAACAGCUUGGACCGUGGCGGGUUCGAUGAUCGUGGCCUAUGGUGUGACCAGGAUCGGCGCCACUCUUUUUCAGGAGUUGAGGAACGCCGUCUUUGCCAGCGUCGCGCAGAAAGCCAUCCGGAACGUGGCGCGCAACGUCUUUCAACACUUGCUCCGCCUGGAUCUCAACUUUCACCUGUCGAGACAGACUGGAGGCUUGACCCGAGCGCUCGAUCGAGGUACCAAAGGUAUCAGCUUCUUGCUGACGUCCAUGUUGUUCCAUAUUUUCCCCACCGUGCUGGAGAUUGGCAUGGUAUGUGGCAUCCUUACGUAUCAAUACGGAGCCCAGUUUGCAGCCAUCACUGGGGCGACCAUGGCUGCCUACUCGGUCUUCACCAUCACCACGACAUCAUGGCGAACCAAAUUUCGGAAACAGGCGAAUGCCGCGGACAACCAGGGGGCCACGGUGGCGGUGGACACUCUCAUCAACUAUGAAGCGGUCAAGUACUUCAACAAUGAAAAGUUCGAGGUCAAUCGCUACGACAAAGCGUUGAAGAAGUACGAAGAUGCGUCCAUCAAGGUCACCACGUCACUUGCCUUCUUGAAUACCGGUCAGAAUGUCAUCUUCUCCAGUGCCUUGGCAGGUAUGAUGUACAUGGCAGCGAACGGAGUAGCGGAGGGCUCUCUCACUGUUGGAGAUUUGGUCAUGGUGAACCAGCUCGUCUUUCAAUUGUCGGUGCCACUCAAUUUCCUAGGAUCGGUAUAUCGAGAACUCCGACAGUCACUUUUGGAUAUGGAAACACUCUUCAAUCUUCAAAAGGUCAACGUCACGGUGAAGGAGGUGACGAAUCCCCGACCCCUUGCCCUCACACGUGGGGGAGAGAUCAAAUUCGAGAGUGUCAGCUUUGGCUAUCACGCUGAUCGACCGAUUUUGAGAAACUUGAGUAUGACAAUCCCUGCAGGUAAGAAAGUGGCCAUCGUCGGGCCCAGCGGCUGUGGCAAGUCCACGAUUCUCCGACUUCUGUUCCGCUUCUACGACGCAGAAUCAGGAAGUAUAACGAUCGACGGCCAGAACAUCCGCGAGGUGAGUCUGGACAGCCUCCGACAAAGUAUUGGUGUCGUCCCGCAGGACACACCAUUGUUCAACAACACCAUUGAGCACAAUAUCAGAUAUGGAAAGAUCGACGCGUCCCUGGACGACGUGAAACGAGCAGCUCAAAGAGCCAGAAUUUUUGAUCUCAUCGAGCGUCUGCCGGCCGGGUGGAACACGAUGGUCGGCGAGAGAGGUAUGAUGAUCUCGGGUGGUGAGAAGCAACGCCUCGCUGUUGCGCGACUCCUCUUGAAAGACCCUCCACUCUUGUUCUUCGACGAGGCCACGUCGGCACUGGACACGUACACCGAGCAAACGCUGCUGCAAAACAUCAACAGCAUUCUCAAAGAGAAAGCACGCACGAGUGUCUUUGUGGCACAUCGCCUUCGUACCAUCUACGACAGUGAUAUCAUUUUCGUGCUCAAAGAGGGUCAGGUCGAGGAGCAAGGUACUCAUGCGGAACUGCUUGCUAUGAACGGCUUAUAUGCGGAUCUGUGGGCUGCGCAAGAAGUGUCCAUCGGGCAGGACAUGACUUUGGAGCGGUCGCUGGAAGAAGAACGUGAAUCGGAGAAAACGAAAUGAGUUGGUCUACCUGCAGACAGAUACACCACUCGCAAACAUGUAUGGCUACCAAAUGAGUGCAAAUGAAAUGUCGAAGAGUGAAUGUAAGGGGAAACUACCUUAGUCACCGCCGGAACGAGUACAUACAUGCCUGACGACGGGAUUCAUUACCAACCAACAUCGCAGUCACCUUAUUCACCACCUUCACACACCCCUCCCAAAAAAAGAAACAAAAAAUCCAGCAGGAAAAACAAAAAGUUUGGAGAUUCGAACCCUCCGGCUCUGAUACUUAUCCCGACUAUGACCAUUCACAAAUCUCUACUCCAUAGAGGAACGUAUUACUCCGUAAUACUUGUCAGAGAUGCUACAGUAGUCAUGGAAACCCAGCAGACUCCCAAGUUUAAUCCACUAAGCUGGAUUUCCAAGGAUAAGCCCAACCUCCAAACCAUUAGACCAAAGAGUCGCAUUACGACGUGGUGAGUCUUGAUAGUGGCCAUCGAGGCGGUCUUUGUUGAAGGAAAUUCCACUGGAUUAAAUAUAUAUACACCAUAGAACAUGUAGGUACUUAGUAUGGACUUGCCAGGUAUUCCCUUGACAAUAUAGCUGGGAAAUGAAGCACAAGACAAACUUGAUCCUCCGCACA
Molecule: messenger RNA, 2968 nt
Organism: Exophiala oligosperma
Lineage: Eukaryota; Fungi; Ascomycota; Eurotiomycetes; Chaetothyriales; Herpotrichiellaceae
Product: iron-sulfur clusters transporter atm1, mitochondrial
Exons: 1
Coding region: 169-2346 (725 amino acids)
Biological process (GO): intracellular iron ion homeostasis; transmembrane transport
Cellular component (GO): mitochondrial inner membrane
Molecular function (GO): ATP binding; ATP hydrolysis activity; ABC-type transporter activity
Source: RefSeq, a predicted model, not a curated record